AUGAAUCAUACCGAUGAAAGCACUUCCGUGUUGGUUGUCGGUGAUGUGUCCGCUGAGUUCAAUGUGAUUUUAGCCUCGCAUUCAGAUGCCGGAUCAGCUGUGUGGAAGAUUGUCCCACUCAGUGUGCUAAUUACUUGGACGUUGGGAAGUAACGGAUUAGUCGCCUACGCUCUGUUAACUAAACCUGCACUCCGCACCCCCUCAAAUCUGUUGAUUGGUCAUCAGGCUGCUAUCGAUUUUUUUAUCGGGCUCUUUUUUAUGACCCUAUCCGCUUGCAAAGAUGUUCUUGGGUUUUGGCCCUUCUCCAUUGAAGUCGGUGUGAUUUGGUUGAAUGGGAAUCGUUUGGUGUAUACUGCAUCUGUCUGGUCCACGACAUCCAUUGCAAUCGAUCGAUACACGGCAAUUGCGCAUCCCAAGUGGUAUCUGAUUGGAGUCAAACGGAAAAUGCGACGUACUUUGGCUUAUUACGCCCUAAUCUGGACAGUCUCUUUCGCAGUCUGGUCCCCCUCGUUUUUGAUGACAUCUGUGAAAAUUCGACGCUUACGAGAGUUUGCAAGUCAAGCUUUGCAUUCCAAAAUCGUUUUCCGAAUCGAACCGUUCUACGCCACCUAUGUGGUGUUUGGUUCUUUCCUACUACCGUUAUUACUCAUGGUUGGACUGUANGGACUGUACGGUCGUAUGCUUGUGCUUAUGCGUAAACAACGUCGAAAAAUGGAAAUCAGAUGGGCCUCACACAAGAAACGUCACAUGGAAAUACGACGUCUUAGACGCAGUUCUAGUAUGCAAUUGCGUAGCGCAUUCACCGACAUAGAUCCGGUCAUACGACCCGGAAAACGUUUGCCAAAGCAUCAAGUGCAAGUGCACAGUACAAUUCCCACGGUCGAAACGUUUAGUGGUUUGUGGCCCACAGAGUGCGCACACAAAGAAAUCCAUUUCAACAAGCCUAUUCUGGUCCGUCUAGCGACCUGUCCCAAAGUACCAAGUCACACGGUUGAGUAUCUGUCAGACACUGGUUCGCAGAUUUCCGCGAUGCCAACAGGCAAAGAAAAAAAUUAUAUUCAAAUAUNCAAAUAUCGAACAUGUUGGAUCGACGUAUGUUGCGGGAACAGAGAGCCAUUCGGUUGGUGGUCUUGUUGA
Molecule: messenger RNA, 1137 nt
Organism: Echinostoma caproni
Lineage: Eukaryota; Metazoa; Platyhelminthes; Trematoda; Plagiorchiida; Echinostomatidae
Source: the annotation of a GenBank genome assembly